UCCUGUUUGAUCUCCAUUCUCCACUCUCUUACUUUUCCUGCUCUGUAAAGCAAAAUUCCUGAAUUUCCUGGCUUUUAAAACAUGGCAGAUGCAUGAUCUUAACGUUUUUAAUGGAUGAUGUGAUCUGUGGUAAUGAUCUUCUACUGCGUGGGGACGUGUCAGGACAUCUGGAGACGAUUAAGGCUCCACACACAGCGACAGCCUGUAAGGACCUGCCUCUGAAGAUCAUUCGGGCCGAGUCCCAGAAACAGCAAAGCAUGGAAUAACAAACAACCAGAUGCCUCCGGAAUUUCACCAGACUCUGUUUGUAUCAGGCUGCACUUGGAUGGCGCAGAACUUCUCCUAAUUAUCAGCGCUUAGAAAAGUGACUGGAAGGAAAAGGUUAGACGAUCAGGAUGCUUUUGAAACUCCUACCUCUGCUGCUGUUGCCCCUGGGCACUGGACAAGCUCAAAGAACGACCCAGGACGUGUUCAUGAUGCAAUACUUUCAGAGGCGACUCCAGGAGCUGGAGGAACGUCUUAACAAAUGUGAUCAGGACCUCCAGAACUUCAACCAGAAAGUGUAUGACGUGUCCACUGAGAUGCGCGGCCAGGUUCGCAGUGUAAACGUGCUUAAGUCGGAGAUCCAAGGUCACGUGGACAGUCUGGCUUUGCGGGUGGACCGUGUGGAGAGAGAUGUGGAGUACCUGCAGAACAAAAUCCCAGACUCAUCUGACGUGGAGAUAGCAGAAUCCGUGAUAGAGCAACAGGUGAAAGAAGCUCAGCUGAAGAAGAAAGCUGCCGUCACGCAGGGCAAAGAUUGCAACACUCAUCUCUCUGGCAUCAAGUCCCAGAAAAUCGUCAAGAAAGCAGGCGAUCUGACCGGCUCCUGGAUGAAAGACUCCACCAAAGGCUCCUCCAGGAUCUACUUCUUCAGCGGCUCCAGAAACAGCACGCUGUUGGAGUUUGUCUCUCUGAAGGCCUUCACUGACACCAACUGGACCAGGAAGGCCGAGAUCAUCUCACUGCCUCUCCCCUGGCAGGGGACGGGCCAAGUGGUCUACAACGGCUUCAUCUACUACCACCACGCCAACACACGAAACGAAGUGCUGAAGGUGCACCUCCUCAACCGCACUGUGACUGACCGCAUGCUGCUGCCCGGGGCUGGCCGUAUGCCCACUUACAGCCUCUCCCCUCACACUCUGCUGGACCUGGCCGUGGACGAGCUGGGUCUAUGGGCCAUCCAUGCUGACCCAGACUUUGGGGGGAACCUGGUAGUCACCAAGCUGGACUCCAACAGCCUGGCUGUGGAACACACCUGGGACACAAAUUGCAAAAGUCACAAUGCUGAAGGGGCCUUCAUAAUCUGCGGAACCAUGUACGUGGUCUACAACUCGCACUCUGGAGGGCGCUCCAGCGUUAAAUGCUUGUUCGACAUCCAUGAUACCCUACAGACGGAGGAGAUGCCAGUGAUUUUCUUCCCGAAGCGCUACACCAGUCACACAGGCAUGCACUACCACCCCAAAGAGAAGCAAGUCUACGCCUGGGACGAUGGAUACCAGACCAUCUACAAACUGGACACCAAGAGGAAAUUACAAGUCACCUAAAUUUCCCCUUCACUUCAACUGUGGUCCUUCAGCCAAGGCAUGUUCGGUGUCUGAGGUUUGCUUCUUUAGUUCUGCGCUGGAGCUACGAGGCUAAUGUAGCUAAGAAGUAACAGGAGCUAAUGGCCACUGAUUAGCACUGUGCAUAGUGAAUACCUACAUCAUUGGUUUGAGGCAAGCGUGUGAUGAUUUAGGCUUGCAGCCAUUGAUUAGCAUUACGCUAGAAGCUUCGAUUACUUGUUAGCUACACUAGCUUCAUAGCUCAGUGCAAAACUAAAGAAGCAGACUUAGUGUCUUGGCAGAUCGACUACAUGGUAACUAUCUGAAUUAGAUUUUUUACUGACUUUUCGCUUUAUUGCCUGCAUUGCUCAAGUUUGCUAAGUGAUACACUCAUUUUUAGAACAGGUAGCCGUUACACUAGAAGUUUCAGAGUCCAGGCCUUCUCCAACAUAUCUGACCAAUGUUUUGAUGAGUUGCAUUAGGUUUGUUAAAACAGCAAUGAAUUCCAUGCUGGUCUAGGCUAGUCUAAGCUGGUCUAAGCUGGUCUGUGCUAGCCUGGUGCUGGUUUAGUUGUUCACCCAGCCUGGUCAUGCUGGUUGACCAGCACCCCAGCAUCCACAGCAUAUCCUGGUUUUGCUGGUGACCAGCCAUGCUGGUCUGUGCUGGUUUUUCUAGUAGGAAUAUUCUGUGUGCUCUGCAGUUUAGACUACAUUAAUAGCCUCAUUAGCCUUGGCACUAUGUACCACUGGAAUUAUGGUACUGAAUAGUGCGUUUGCACCCUUUAUGGUUUUUACCAGGUGUAGUAUGGCACACAGACACUUUUCAUAAUAUUUUUUAAAUAUUAUUGCUUCAUACAUACUAAUCUUUCGUGAUUAUUAUUCUGAUAUUACUUUAGAAUAGCUUUAUGCAAAUUCAGAGCAGCCAACUGACAUUGUUUUUACUUUAAACAACGGCUUAGUUGAAAGAUGUGCUUUAACACUGAUGUAGGGCCAACUUUGCUUCUAAACACUACUAACCAAAAAACAGGAAGGACUACAGUUUACUCGUCCUCCAUCUGUUGCUUUUGCCUUUGCUGCCCUCUCCUGGUUAGUUAGUGUCGGUGCUGGAAAUGGGACACUCACUAGGUCAUCGAAGUUCAAUCCCUGUUUAUAAUAAGUUUAUCCUUAUCAAUGAUAUAUGUAGGAAGUGUUUUGAUGGAGUGAUAAGUGAGACACUAGAGCAUACAAAUAAAAAGCAUUC
This is a messenger RNA of Colossoma macropomum (tambaqui), 2822 nucleotides long. RefSeq names its product olfactomedin-like 1 (gene olfml1). NCBI's taxonomy places the organism in Eukaryota, Metazoa, Chordata, Actinopteri, Characiformes, Serrasalmidae. Bases 396 to 1586 code for a protein of 396 amino acids. Gene Ontology annotation, biological process: signal transduction. The record is from RefSeq and is a predicted model, not a curated record. The transcript is spliced from 3 exons.